GACACUGGAUAAAGGGCUUUGACGAGAAGCGCGUGGAUGAGUUUCACCUGACGGGGAUGGAGUCGGACUCGUUCGUGGGUUGGGAGCAGAGGCCCGCUCCUGCAGGCGAGGGCCGCGGGGACGGCAAAGCCAAACCCGAACCCAAAACCCAGACCGAGAAGAAGGCCGAACACGCUAAGGGCAAGACUCGUCUGACGCUGGAGGAGCCUGUGAGCGCGUCUCUGGGGCAGCUGUGGCUGGAGCUCCUGCGCUUUUACACGUUGGAGUUUGCGCUGGAGGAGCACAUCAUCAGCAUCCGUCUGAAAGAGCUGCUGCCGCGGGAGCUCAAGAACUGGCCUCGCCGCAGACUCGCCAUCGAGGAUCCGUUUGCGUUGAAGAGGAAUGUGGCUCGCAGUCUGAACAGUCAGAUGGUGUUUGAAUACAUCCAGGAGCGCUUCCGCACGGCCUACAAGUAUUUUGCCUGUCCGCAGAGCAGGAACGGAGCAAACGCCAGCCGUGGCUUACUGAGGAAGAAACCCAGACGUUCUCGCACGGCCCGAUCCUGCAGCCUGGACCGGAAGAACCAGGGGGAGGUGGAGAAGAGCGGCGAGGAGGACGGAGACAGCAGUGAUGAUGAGGAUGAGAGGGAUAUGGAGGAAGAGGAGAGCCUGAGAGCGGGGUUCACCGAGCUCCUGGUGAGCGACGGUGGGAUGGAUGCCAGAUCUGAGGCGGUUUCCCAGGAACCCUCCACAGCCACGUCUCCUUCCGCCCUCAACGGCCUGCUGAUGGACAGCGAUGAGGAGGAGGAUAAAGAGCAAGACAUGGAGAAAUGGGACAGUAUUGCACCAGAAGAUAUGCACUAUGUCUUUGACAGGAUGAUCUUCACUGGAGGAAAGCCACCAACGGUCGUGUGCAGCAUCUGUAAGCGAGACGGCCACCUUAAAGACGAGUGCCCUGAAGACUUCAAGAAGGUUGAGCUGAGACCUCUGCCGCCCAUGACCGUACUCUUCAGAGAGAUCUUGGACGGACUCUGCAUGCUGUGUUACCAUGAGUUAUCGCCGUCUCUCAUCGAGCAGCAGAAGAGGGAGCAGAUUCUGGGCAGUCUGGAGCGCUUCAUUAGAAAAGAGUACAACGAUAAGGCCCAGCUCUGUCUGUUUGGCUCUUCUAAGAACGGCUUUGGGUUUCGUGACAGUGACCUGGACAUCUGCAUGACACUGGAGGGUCACGACACCGCUGAGAAGCUGAACUGUAAGGAGAUCAUCGAGGGUUUAGCCAAGGUGCUGAAAAAGCACACAGGUUUAAGGAAUAUCUUGCCUAUCACAACUGCUAAAGUGCCUAUAGUGAAGUUUGAACACAGGCAGAGCGGACUGGAGGGAGACAUCAGCCUCUACAACACACUGGCCCAACACAACACCCGGAUGCUGGCCACAUAUGCUGCUAUAGACCCUCGUGUGCAGUAUCUGGGCUACACUAUGAAAGUAUUUGCCAAGCGCUGUGAUAUUGGCGACGCCUCCAGAGGAAGUCUGUCCUCCUAUGCUUACAUCCUCAUGGUGCUGUAUUUCUUACAACAGAAACAACCACCAGUCAUCCCUGUGUUACAAGAGGUAUUCGAUGGGAGCACUGUUCCUCAGAGGAUGGUGGACGGCUGGAAUGCUUUCUUCUUCGAUGACCUUGAUGAGCUGCGGCGGCGUCUGCCGGAGCUCUAUCAGAAUAAGGAGACAGUCGGGGAGCUAUGGCUCGGCCUGCUGCGUUUCUACACAGAAGAGUUUGAUUUUAAAGAGUACGUCAUCUCCAUCCGCCAGCGCAAACGCCUCACCACAUUUGAGAAACAGUGGACGUCCAAAUGCAUUGCAAUCGAAGAUCCCUUUGACUUGAAUCACAAUCUUGGGGCUGGUGUUUCUCGCAAAAUGACUAACUUCAUCAUGAAGGCCUUCAUCAACGGCAGGAAGCUGUUCGGCACCCCAUUUUACCCUCAGCUGGGAACAGAGGCCGAUUACUUCUUUGACUCAAAGGUGCUGACGGACGGUGAACUGGCUCCUAAUGACCGCUGCUGUCGGAUCUGCGGGAAGAUCGGUCACUAUAUGAAGGACUGCCCAAAGAGACGCAGAAUGAAGAAAAAGGAGAACGAGCGUGAGGAGGAGGUCAGGGAGGAGGACAGGGAGCCCAGAGAGAGACGCUGCUUUCAGUGUGGAGAUAUGGGUCACGUGAGGAGAGACUGUCCCGAUUACAAACACCUCCGUCAGAGAGCAGUGUCCGGACCAGUACCUCACAUGGUCCGGGCCAUGGCGAGCUCUCAGUCCAUCCCCAUUCCUCAAGGUGCUUUAGUCCAGGAUCGGGGCGGACGGCACAGGCAGCCCUCUGAAUGUUCUGAUACGCGUCAGACUCCUCCGUACUCCCCUCAGCCGUCUCCCUACAGCCAGGCGUCCGUCUCUCCGCAGAACAGCAAGCCUUCCUCUGCAUCCUCUACCUCCAAACCCUCCCAACCGCAGCAGCAGCAGGUUCCACAGGUCCAACUUCCCAUCUUCAGCUUCCCACAUUCCCACCCGGGGCCGUACCACGCCGGGCUCUCCGCGCUGGGCCUCCUGCCUGCCCACCCCCAGCAGCCGCCCCUCACCUCUGCCUCCUGGCCCAUCCACGGCCCUCUCAUCCAGGGCUCUGGGGCCUCCACCGCCUCCGGCCACCCGUCCUCUCCUGGCCUGAAGUUUGCCAUACGGGGUGGUGGAGGCGGGCCAGCGGUGAGCCCCUCCCCCAUGAACCUGAACGACCCCAGCAUCAUAUUCGCUCAGCCGUCGACGGGGCGGGUGGCUGGUGGAGUGGGCGGCGGCCCGGCCCGAGAAAGGGUGCACCCCUGGCACAAUCACCAUCUCAAUCCGGGGCCACUUGUGGUGAACGGCACAGUAAACAAGACAGAGAUGAGUGAAAUCAGUGCAGUGUCUCUUUGUGAGCUCAGAUCCUAAUUUCCCGUCUCAGUUUGGCGGUGUGACUCCGUAUUCGCUGUCUCCAUCCUUCAUGCCCUACCGUCUG
Messenger RNA from Sinocyclocheilus rhinocerous, 3003 nucleotides. RefSeq names its product terminal uridylyltransferase 4-like. NCBI's taxonomy places the organism in Eukaryota, Metazoa, Chordata, Actinopteri, Cypriniformes, Cyprinidae. The record is from RefSeq and is a predicted model, not a curated record. The coding region runs from base 57 to 2936 and encodes 959 amino acids. The transcript has 21 exons. Gene Ontology annotation, molecular function: nucleic acid binding; RNA uridylyltransferase activity; zinc ion binding.